Molecule: messenger RNA, 3345 nt
Organism: Rhopalosiphum padi (bird cherry-oat aphid)
Lineage: Eukaryota; Metazoa; Arthropoda; Insecta; Hemiptera; Aphididae
Product: piwi-like protein Siwi
Exons: 18
Coding region: 238-2982 (914 amino acids)
Biological process (GO): regulatory ncRNA-mediated gene silencing
Cellular component (GO): P granule
Molecular function (GO): protein binding; piRNA binding
Source: RefSeq, a predicted model, not a curated record
UGCCCGUCUGCCACAACCGGUACGACACACGCGCACUCUCGCUUUCGUGUCUGCUGUCUCGGUCCGUGUCCGACAUUUUUGGAUAACCUUUACCAUUGAACGUUUCACUUUGACUCGAAAGCUCGCACCACAUGUCCGCACGUGCGUGAGUUUUUUUUUAAUUUUAUUCGAUUUUAACCAAACGCUGUUGUGUUUUUCUUCAAUUUGACGCGGAAAAAUUCAGUAAAACUAUUCUAAAUGGAUCCCAUAAGACCUUCAAGGGGAAAAGCUCGUGGACGUCCUCAAAUACCAAUAAAUCAACCCGUUAUAUCAAGUUUAACGAGUUCACUUCCUCAAGGAAUAAGAGGACCUAGACCAACCAUAUUGCAGCCAACGCAAUCCUCACAACCAUUACAAGCACCAACUACGGGUGUAGGUAUGCAACGUCCGCCCCGUUUAAUGCCACCAAGACCUCCUGGUACUGCACCUCAGCAAAGGGCCCCAAGGCCACUUGGACCAAGACCUGGGAUUACUCCUGAUACUACAGCUCCUACAAAUGACCCAAUGGAAGGAGUGCAACAAGUAACAGAAGGACUUAAAACGUUGGGUACAGGAGGAGGCGAUUCAUUAGUGCCAUUGGGACGUGGAGCAGUACGAGGACGACGACAAAUCGAUCUAGAACAUUUUAGGACACCGAGGCCUCAAUCUUCAUUAGGAGAUAUUGGAAAACAGGGAACUUCUGGACAACCAAUAAAACUGUUAGCAAAUUAUUUUCCCAUCACAUCAUAUACAAACUGGUGCUUGUACCAAUAUCGAGUUGACUUCAAUCCUGAAGAAGAUAGAAUUGGUACUAAAAGAGGAUUGCUAGCACAACAUCGAGAACGUUUAGGCGGAUAUCUAUUUGAUGGAACAAUGUUAUUUUCUGGAAAGCGAUUUGAUCCAGCAACUUUCGAACUUGCAUCUACACGUCGCCCAGAUGAUCAAAUUGUAAUAGUCACUGUAAAAUUCACAAAUGUAAUAGAAACUGGGGAUUAUGCUAAUAUUCAAGUUUUUAACUUGCUCUUGCGUAAUUGUUUGAGGCAUCUUAAACUAACAAUGAUUGGAAGGAACUUUUAUGAUCCAGAAGCCAAAAUUGAUAUGGCUCAGCACAAACUUCAACUUUGGCCGGGCUAUGAAACAACCAUUGGCAGGUAUGAAGAUAACAUUUUAUUAUGUGCUGAAAUAUCUACUAAAGUCAUGCGUCAAGAGACAGUAUUAGAUUUUUUAAAUCAAUGUGCUGCUGAUAGAAACCGAAAUAAAGAUUGGAUGAUAAACUUUAAGAGUGGCGUAGUUGGUACUACAGUGAUGACCAAAUACAACAAUGAAACAUACAGGAUUGAUGAUAUAGAUGAGAAUUCUGAUCCUAAUUCUGAAUUUAGUAAAAAAGAUGGAACUAAAAUGACUUACAUGCAAUAUUACAAAGAAAAAUGGAACAUGACAAUUCGUGGUGGCAGGCAACCUAUGUUGAUUUCCAAAAAUAAGAAAUCAAUACGUAGGUUUGGAGUUGAAGAUACAUUGGUUUAUCUAGUUCCAGAAUUAUGCAUAAUGACUGGUAUAACAGAUGCUAUGAGAAACAAUUUCACACUUAUGAAAGAUAUGGCCAUUCAUACUCGUGUGAAUCCCAAAGAACGCAUGGACAGAUUGACAAAUUUUGCAAAUCGUCUUCUUUCUACGCCUGACUCUGUUACUGAAUUGAAAAGAUGGAAUCUUACAUUAAGUAACAAGUUAGUUGAACUUACUGGUCGUACAUUACAACCAGAAUCAAUUCAGAGUCGAACUAAAGGGUAUAAUGGUGGUGAAGAAGCUGAUUGGACAAAGCACUUACGCUCAUUACCUAUGUUCACUUCUGCUUCUGUAAAACAUUGGGUUAUUUUAGCUCCUAAGGACUGUUGUCGAGAAGUUGAAGCUUUUGCUCAAAAUCUUGCAAAAGCUGGUCAAGGAAUGACGUUUCUACUACCCAAACCUGUCAUAUGUCCCUUGAUUGAUGGAAGAUCAAAUACAUUCUUGACUGAACUAGAAAAAGUAAUUAAUGAUUCAAAUCCGUCAUUGAUUUUAUGUGUUAUUCCAUCGGCACGUGGUGAUAUUUAUAGUAUGAUUAAACGAAAAUUAUGUAUAGAUAGAGCAGUACCCUCACAGGUGGUGCUGUUGAAAAAUGUGCAAAAGAACAAUAUGUCAGUUUGCACAAAAAUUGCUAUACAAAUCAAUUGUAAGCUUGGUGGUGCUCCUUGGCUAGUUACUAUUCCCAAAAAAGGUAUGAUGAUUGUUGGUUUUGACGUGUGUCAUGACAGUCAACGGAAAAAUAUAUCAUUUGGCGCUUUAGUAUCUACUAUGAAUGACUCUCAUACAAGUUAUUUCAGUUGUGUAGAACCUCAUGAAAGUGGAGAGGAACUAUCUGUUCAUUUUGCUACUGGCAUAAGUAAGGCAUUGUCCAAGUACCGGAAUAAAAAUGGCACAUUACCUACUUCUAUUAUUGUAUAUAGAGAUGGUGUUGGAGAAGGCCAAAUAUCACAUGUCCAUAAAACAGAAGUUAGACUUUUGCAAACUGCGUGUGAACAAUUUUAUGGUCCAAGUUCUGUCCCCUUUGCUUUUGUUAUCGUAACAAAACGUAUAAGUGCAAGAUUUUUUGCUCCUAGUAAAAGAGGCCCUGAAAACCCUCGACCUGGUACAAUUAUUGAUAGUGUUGUAACGGACCCAACCAAGUAUGAUUUCUUCUUAGUUUCUCAACAUGUAAGACAGGGUACUGUAACUCCUACACAUUAUCAAGUGAUUGAAGAUACACUUAGACUUCCUCCAGAUAUAAUGCAAAGACUUACAUUCAAGUUGACCCAUAUGUACUACAAUUGGUCGGGUACUGUACGAGUUCCUGCUCCAUGUCAGUUGGCUCACAAGUUGGCAUUCCUCACUGGUCAAAGUCUUAGGCAUUCUCCCAAUGUUGGAUUGGACGAAUUGUUAUACUUCCUUUAAAUAAGUUUUGUUUUUAUGAUAUUAUUCAUACAUCAUUCAUUGCUGUGCAUAAUAAUGUUGUUACAUGAAGAAAUUUAAAUUUUAUUUCAUUUAUCAUUUAAAAGUAUUUAGCGAUUAAAUAUUAUUUUUUUUUUUUUUUUACAUAGUUUUAAGUAAUUACUACUUAGCGUUUUAUUAUGUUAUACUCGGUAAAUAUUAACUAUGUUUUGACAAUGUUAUUUACAUUUAUCUUAUAUAAAUUUCAAUCGUUAUUAAUCUUAAUUUUUUUAUUAUUGAUUUAAUAAUAAUUAAUAUAAUAUCUUUAGCUAUAUUAUUUAGUGUUUCGUUUCAAUAAAAUACCAUUUGUUUCACUUUUACAUUAAA